Asparagus officinalis (garden asparagus) is the source of this 928-nucleotide messenger RNA. RefSeq names its product protein EARLY RESPONSIVE TO DEHYDRATION 15. NCBI's taxonomy places the organism in Eukaryota, Viridiplantae, Streptophyta, Magnoliopsida, Asparagales, Asparagaceae. The record is from RefSeq and is a predicted model, not a curated record. The coding region runs from base 161 to 673 and encodes 170 amino acids. The transcript is spliced from 3 exons.
AAAGUUACCGGUCAUGCCCACUUGUCUUAUAUAAACCCCCUCACUAUCUCAUUUCUCAUCGCAUCGCUUUUUAUUUCAAGAUAUUUCUCCUAUUUUCCGCUGAUACUUCCAAGAUAAUAUCAAUCAAAGACGAUAUUUUUAUCAGGAGUUGAAGCAAUCAAUGAGUACCAUGGCAGUAGCAUCGAAUGCACUGAGAUCGACACUGAAUCCGAAUGCUCCCCUUUUCAUCCCAGCAGCAUAUCAACAGGUGGAGGACUUCUCACCUGAGUGGUGGGAGUUGGUGAAGACAACCUCAUGGUUCCGUGACCACUGGUUCCGUCAACACCAAGAACAAGAAACCUUUGAUGGUGAAGAUGAUGACGUCGACGUCACAAACCUGUUGCCCGAUUCUUUUGAUCUUGGAAUCAACGACGAGUUCUCCAAUCUCGAUGAGGCUACUUUCCAUCAAGUCUUUGAUGUUGUGGAACAGGAACCCUUUUAUGCUGGAUCCAAGAAAGAGAGUGUGAAAGCUGGGGAGAGUGAUGCUGAUGCGUUGAUCAGGAGUCUGAGCUUGAAAUCGCCAAGGAGCGGGGCUGCGAAGCCAGUGUUGGAGCCUCUGAAGCACCAUGAGAAGCCAAUGCAGUAUGUGAGCCCAAAGUUCAGCCCUCGUCGCAUUAUCCAGCAGCCUCGUUAGAUUUCAAUGUAAAUCAGCAGGAUCUGGCUCCUUGAGAGCAGCAGGUGGUGGUUCCAGUGUACUAUUUCUUUUCUGUAUAGGGCCCUUAGGUGCAGUUCUAAUGUAGUUCUCAGCGGACUCUGUUCAGCAAAAACCUCUGAGAAGAGGAGAAAAUAGAAAAAUUUGUAUUUAAAAAAAAAUGUUGUAGCUUCUGUGAAGGAAAAUGUAUGCUUUUCGCAUCCGAUAUAUGACCAUCUUGUUUCACAAGUUGAAUUC